AUGUACUCAAAGUUCUGGCCUAAGGGCGGUCUGCCGGGCAUUCUACACCACUACACAGAAACCCUCGUCACAUUCGAAUACACCACAAACACCAUCCGCAAACCACACAGUCUCCUCUUCGUCGGCGGUCUCGGAGACGGCAUGGCAACAACAUCCUACAUGGCCGAUCUGGCCCACGCCCUACAACCGACCGAAUGGUCCCUCUUCACCCUGAACCUCACAUCGUCCUAUCAAGCCUGGGGGCUGGGACACCUCGACAGAGACACCAACGAGAUCGCGCAGUGUCUGAACUACAUCAAGGAGUACAAGACGGAGCGAUUCGGCGGCGGCAAGAUCGUCCUCAUGGGCCAUUCAACGGGGAGCCAGUGCGUCGUGCACUACCUCUCCCGACCGAAUCCGCACACGGGCACCCCCGCCUUCGACCCUUACCUCGAGCAUAUCACGCGGAUGCCGCUCGACGGGGCGAUCAUGCAGGCGCCCGUGUCUGACCGGGAAGCGAUCCAGUGGGUCCUUGCCGAGGGGAUUGGAGAGAGGACGCCGGCUGAGAUCCGGCCUGUCUUCGAGAAGCUAGCGGCGAUGGCGAGGGAGGCGGUUUGCGACGCGCAGGCCGGGACUGAUGUGCUGCUGCCGUUGUCGAUGACCUCGCUGGUCUACCCGGCUCACACGCCGCUUAGCGCACGGAGGUUUCUGAGUCUUACGAGUCCCGAGAGUCCGCAGUCGCCGAGUGAGGAUGAUCUGUUCAGUUCGGAUUUGAGCGAUGAGCAGCUGGGGAGGACCUUCGGGAUGAUCGGAGAGCAGGGGCUGCUGCGGGGGAAAUUGAUGGUGUUGUUUUCUGGGGCGGACCAGUCGGUGCCCAGUUGGGUUGACAAGGAGAGGUUACUAUCGCGGUGGAGGAAGGCCACGGAUCAUGAUGGGGAAGCCAAGAUCUGGGAUGAAAAGCACAGCGCUAUAAUACCGAAUGCAUCCCACGCGUUGAGUAAUGAUGAUCAGGCUGAGCCUCGGAAAUUUCUUGUUGAGAAGGUGAUGGGAUAUCUAUCGGCGGUAGUGAGGGCUUAG
Messenger RNA from Aspergillus thermomutatus, 1056 nucleotides. It is a transcript of the gene sidJ, whose product is annotated as putative siderophore biosynthesis lipase/esterase. Lineage: Eukaryota; Fungi; Ascomycota; Eurotiomycetes; Eurotiales; Aspergillaceae. The transcript has 2 exons. The record is from RefSeq and is a predicted model, not a curated record. Bases 1 to 1056 code for a protein of 351 amino acids.